Molecule: messenger RNA, 357 nt
Organism: Cinara cedri
Lineage: Eukaryota; Metazoa; Arthropoda; Insecta; Hemiptera; Aphididae
Source: the annotation of a GenBank genome assembly
UGAAGAAAUAGUUGUUGAAACCGAAUUUGCAGAAACCAUAAUUUGCGAUUUAUGUCAGAAUCAUGUACAAACUGAACGUCGAGGAUCUAACGAAGGACAAAAGAAAAGAGCGAUAAAAAUGAUACAGGUUAUAUUUAAAAAUAUAAAUACUUUAAUUAUUAUAAAUAUCUAAUAACAAAUAUAUUCAUUAAAUUAUUUAUAUAGAAUAGCAAAGCUGAAAUUUUGGAAUACAAAAUUAAUGACUGUGUGAUUAUUCCAGUACCAAAUGUAGACAAAAGAACUUCAGAUCCUAUAAAUGUAAUUGGUGUUAUUGUAGAUCAAAGAAAUGAUAUGAAUCGCAUAGGAAACCAGAAUUGA